GUGCCUCGACCCCGUCAACCCCUCGACUGUUGUUGGUAAUCACAGCAGUCUCGGCAACCCGACAACGCUGCAGCAGCCCAGCAGAGCCCGCAGUGACCGACCGCUGACCCUGCCGCGUAACCGACAUCGCACCAGGCCGAGUCGGCAUCACACCGACAGGUACCAUCCACAGUCGUCCCCCACUCCACGCCGCCGCCUAUAUUAUCACAGUCGAUGAGGCUGCCAUCUCGACGUCUGCCCUCCCAAACUGAACAAACACUACACCUAGAUCUAACCAUGCCGUCCGAUAGCCCCGAGUCGUUCGAUCUGUUCUGCUACGGCACCCUCCUUGUCCCCGCCAUCCUUGCGCGUGUGCUCGGUCGCGAUGCAAGCGAUCUCAAGUUCCAGGACGCCGUGCUGGAUGGAUACACCCGGCACCAUGUCAAGGGCGAAGACUACCCCACUAUUAUUGACGAGCAGGGCCUGAAGAAGCUGCUCGGCGCCGAUGCAAAUGAGCUCAGUGCCGAUGACCGCUGGACCCGCGGCACCGUCGUGUCGGGCUUGACGCGCAAGGACAUUGAGCUCCUCGACGUGUUCGAGGGAUCGGAAUACAAGCGCGUCCAGGUCCUUCUCCACACCCUCACCAACCCCCGCACGCUCGCCGACCUCCCGCCAGUGCUCGCACGUCCCGAGCAGCGAGCCUCUGCACGGUCCUCGGAUGCGUCCUCGUGGGGUAAGGCCUCGGCUUGGGUCUAUGUCUGGAACGCUCCUCUCGAGCGUGUUGAACCUGCUAUCUGGAAUAUCGAGGCCUUCCUCCGCGACAAGGCUCAUGUGUGGACGACCCUCGGCGACGAGUAUGCCGAUGUCGACGCGGCGCGCUCGCAGAUCGCAGCUGGCGGCGCUGUUGCUGGCGGUGCCGCGGUCGCGGGUGGCGCGUUCUCCGCUGCCGACGCCGAGGGAAUCGUGGGCAAGACGAUGCCUGGGUUCCCCGACUUUGGACACAGUAUCCUCAAGGAGUGGUCAUUCAGGCCCGGAUAUGUCAACUUGAACCACGGUUCGUACGGCUCCACGCCCAACGAUGUCCGCGACGCGCGCAAGAAGCUGUGCGACUACAUUGAGAGCAGCCCCGACAUCUUUAUCCGUCUCGAAGUCGAGGACAGGAUCGCCAAGUCGCGCGCGGCCGUCGCUCCCAUCAUCAACGCCGACGUCGACGACGUGGUGUUGGUGCCGAAUGCCACCCACGGUGUCAAUACCGUCAUCUCCAACACUGACUGGGUUGAAGGCGACAUUCUCGUCGUGUAUGCCACGACGUACGAUGCCGUCUCUCAGACCGCCAAGUACACGUGUGACCGGAACCCUCAGCUCCGCCUCGAGGUCAUCGAGCUCACCUUCCCCACGACACAUGCCGAGAUCGUUGCAAAGACUGAGGCUGUGUUCAAGAAGUACAACCAGAAGGCCAAGGCCCCGCGUGGCGACUCUGUUCCGAAGCCUGUGGCCGUCGACGGCAAGGAACGUGUGCGCAUGGUCGUAAUUGACAGCAUUGCCUCCAACCCUGGUGUCGUCUACCCCUGGGAACAGGUCGUCUCGCUCGCACGUGAGUAUGAUGUCCUGUCGCUUGUCGACGCCGCGCACUCGAUCGGCCAGCACCAUGUCGACCUCAAGAAAGCCGACCCCGACUUCUGGGUGUCCAACUGCCACAAGUGGCUCAUGAGCCAACGCUCCACGGCCAUCCUCUACGUCCCGAAGCGCAACCAGCGCCUCAUCCGCUCGUCUUACCCCACCGGACACUACUACGAGUCGGAGCGGUAUCCUACCACCACGGGUCAUGUUCACCCGUGGAACUUUGUCAACCAGUUCGCGUGGAACGGAACGCUCGAUUUCUCUCCGGUCGUCACAGUGGCCGAUACGGUGGCGUUCCGCAAGAAGAUUGGCGGCGAAGACCGUAUCAUUGCGCACAACCACUCGCUUGCCGUUGCUGGCGGCAAGCGCCUCGCGAAGCGCUGGGGCACGACCUUUAUGGAGAACGACGCGGGCGAACUGACCGCCGCGAUGGUCAACAUCGAGCUGCCCAAUCUCCCUCCCGCUGUGCCGGGUGAGGACGGGCGCCUGAAGACGAUCGUGUGGGAGGAGUUCCAGAACCACAACUGCUGGGCGGCGCUCUACGUCCACGACGGCAAGUACUGGACGCGCCUGAGCGCGCAGGUGUGGAACGAGCUGAGCGACUUUGACCGUGUCGCCGAGGCGUAUGAGGCUGCCGCUGUGCGCGUACAGCGAGGCGAGCUGAAGCAGUAGGUAGAUCUAGAGUAUACACAUAUGCCUUCCCUUCCUA
Vanrija pseudolonga is the source of this 2308-nucleotide messenger RNA. It is a transcript of the gene egt-2, whose product is annotated as Hercynylcysteine sulfoxide lyase. Bases 214 to 2271 code for a protein of 685 amino acids. The transcript is spliced from 13 exons. The record is from RefSeq and is a predicted model, not a curated record. NCBI's taxonomy places the organism in Eukaryota, Fungi, Basidiomycota, Tremellomycetes, Trichosporonales, Trichosporonaceae.